Molecule: messenger RNA, 1245 nt
Organism: Rhopilema esculentum
Lineage: Eukaryota; Metazoa; Cnidaria; Scyphozoa; Rhizostomeae; Rhizostomatidae
Source: RefSeq, a predicted model, not a curated record
AUGGCAGAUAACCAAACCAAAUGGAAAAGUCCAGCUACGCCUGUAGGCAAACUAUCUUCACCGAAAGCCCGAAACCCAGCUUCGAGAACAGCCAACAGGGAGAUGCGAAAUCCCCAAAACUUUUCAUUUGGUAGUUUAGAUCGUCGAGGUAUCAGAGAGCAUGAAGAAGCUGUGCAUGUGGUUAGUCCAGAAAGGAGUGCUCGACGACGACACCCUGUCGUCAAUAGCAAAGGCGGUCAAGGGUUGCCUAGAAUUCAAAGCAGCACAAGAAAUUAUCAUCCUAAUCAAUGUAUCGGCAGUACGUCUCUUGCAACCGUCGGUACUCGGCUUAACAAUAAAGAGACUGUAUCUCUCCAAGGGAAAAAUCCAGGACUGACAACAAAGGCCUCGUCACAGAACUUAGGGGUCAUCAAAAGUAGAAGCGCAAAUCCCCAUCAACAGAAAAUGGAAAAGAAAUCGAUAUCUCCUAUGUCAAAAGCUUUAGUGCCACGACAUCAAUAUACAGUCAAACCUAUAAUACCUGCGAAAAAAGCUGAAUUACUGGACGUUGCAAGAGCCAUGCACAGAGAUCAAUUUGCAGCUAGGGUCAAGAAACUGUUUGACCCAGAGAGGGAGGCUGCAAUACAGGCGAUUGAGACAGGAGUCUACAUUGGUUGGAGGUGUCCUGGAAACAAUUUUGAUUGUAUUAGAGUUUCUAAUGAGUCUAGGUGCUUCUGUGGACAUUCACUUAAUGAACAUGAAUCAUUUCGAGAGAAAAGAAGCCACAACUUAAAAUGUUUAAGCACAGGUUGCUCUUGCAAGAAGUUUGCAUUUAUUCCAUCAAGGCCUGAAGAUAUAGGGGAAUGGUGGCUGCAAAAAAGAAGGGGGUUUGAUGUCUCAACUUGGAGAGCGAAAUGCAGGUGUAAGCAUACACAUGAAGAACACAGCCCAAAUAGCAAUCGUAAAUGCAAUGUGAGAAGUUGCACUUGCUUUACAUUUGAUUCAAAUUUUCUGUGUGCAGCUUGUGAUAAGCAUUGGGAAGAGCACGAAACUUGCUUUGAUAACUUAAAUUCCCGUCAGCUUAAAGGUUUACCAUAUGGAGAGGAGUAUUUACCUUUUCAUGAACUUCCUCAGUUAAGAAAUAUUGUAUUAACAGGUACUGAAGAUGAUAAUAGUCACUACGAUGAGCUUGUUAGUGGCAAGUAUGCCAUACCCAGGCAACAACCAACCCAACUUGCUCUUCAGUUGCAAGGUAAAAAAAAUUAA